AAACGUAGAAGAACCUUUGGUCUGUGACGUCACGGCAACCACAGCGUCUCCUGCGAUGACCCAGACGAGUCGCUGGCUCCACGCAGUUCACACAGGAAAGCGAACUCUGCUCCUUUUACCCCGCGGCCGACGAAGCGGUGACACUUGUGUCAAAUGAAACCCAACAGGCGGCACGUCCUGCUGCUGUGGAUGCUGCUCAGCUCCGGCGUGUCCGAGGCUAUUGAGCCCAUCAGCACAACCAUCGCUGUGGGCAUGGCUGCCACUCUGACAGCUUUCUUAGCUAGCUACCAGAACAUUUUCUACUAUUUCCACGAGUGCUGUCGACCCGAGUGGAUUUCCUUUAAUAAAACUGGUCUGGAGACCGACCUGGAAAACAAGCUGUUCGGGCAGCACAUUGCAUCGCGUAUUAUCCUAAAAGCUGUAAGUGGAUUCAUGGGCAAUGAAAACCCAAAGAAGCCCCUGGUGCUGUCUCUUCACGGCUGGACUGGCACAGGGAAGAACUUUGUUAGUAAACUGAUUGCUGAAAACAUCUACAAGGAGGGAAUGGACAGCAGCUUUGUUCAUGUUUUCACAUCUACACUUCACUUUCCUCAUCCCAGUCAGUACCUGACCUACAAGUCUCAGCUACAGCAGUGGAUCAAGGGCAAUGUCAGCAAUUGUGAACGCUCCAUGUUUAUCUUCGAUGAGAUGGACAAGAUGCAUCCCGGCUUGAUUGACAGUAUUAAGCCAUACCUGGAUUACUAUGACAAGCUGGAUGGAGUUUCAUAUAGGAAAUCCAUCUUCAUCUUCCUCAGCAAUGCUGGCGGUGACAGGAUCAUACAAACCGCUUUAGAUUUCUGGAAUGCAGGACGAAAUCGGAACGAAAUUGAGCUCAAAGACCUGGAAACACUCAUAUCUCUAUCAGUUUUUAAUGACAACCAAAGUGGCUUCUUUCAUACAAGUUUGAUCGACAAGAACCUGGUGGAUUUCUUUGUCCCAUUCCUGCCUUUGGAGUACCAACACGUUGUUCAGUGUGCCCUGUCUGAGAUGAAAGUCAGAGGACAUGAGCCUGAUUUUGAAGUGGCACACAAGGUGGCCAAAGACUUAGUGUAUUUUCCUAAAUCUGAAAGAGCGUUCUCUGUCAAGGGCUGCAAGACAAUAGAGAGCAAACUGGACUACUACACAUAAUGUCAGCAUCUGGACCGAUGCUACGCUCGAUCACUUGUGCACUUUUUUACAGAAAAAUUAUCUUACCCAGAUAACUUAAAAAGGUCAAGCUGAUGGAACUCUCAACAGAAGUCCAACGUUGUGACCAUGAAGAGACAUAAAAAAGGUUUUCUCUAACAUUAAAUCGUUUUUUACAAUAAGUGGAGGCUGAUGAAAGAUAAAUAAUAGGAUGGGAAGGAUAUCUUUUUGUAUCUAUUUAAGGGGGUGAUGUCCUCUUUUGUCACACUGCAAGGAGAAUCUCAGACUGUUUUUCUGAGGACCUCCCACAUGUCCUCCCGACUAUAGCAUAUCACUGUAUGUAUGGAUUACUGAUCAUGCCUUGUUUUUAAAUUUCACUUUUUUUUAAGAUCUGAUUUUUUUUUUGUCUUUUACACAUUCACUGUACAAAAACGACUUUGAACAGUGGGUCAGGUUGGGCAGUCAGUACAGCAGUCCUUGCAAAUGCAGAUAAUAUCUAAUUAGGCUCCCUGUUACCAUGAUUCAAGCUGUGUUUGGACACUGCAUAAGCUCGGGAAAAUAUUCCUGCAACCCCCAAAAAUGAAUUUAUACGUUUUUAACUCUUCCAACUGAUUCUUUAAUACACCUAUGAUUUAAAAAUCAAAUUAUUAUUUGAAAUAAAGAUCAGUUAAUUGUUUAAUAUGUUUACGAGAUGUAGAACUUUUGCUCCAGUCCAGCUAAAAGGUUUCUUUUGAAACAAUGCUACUGUCGCAAUGCCUGAGUUCAAUAAAGUCAUGUAUUUUUGUUUGUAAA
Molecule: messenger RNA, 1956 nt
Organism: Betta splendens (Siamese fighting fish)
Lineage: Eukaryota; Metazoa; Chordata; Actinopteri; Anabantiformes; Osphronemidae
Product: torsin-1A-like
Exons: 5
Coding region: 154-1167 (337 amino acids)
Biological process (GO): protein localization to nucleus; nuclear membrane organization
Cellular component (GO): nuclear envelope; endoplasmic reticulum; endoplasmic reticulum lumen
Molecular function (GO): kinesin binding; ATP hydrolysis activity; ATP binding
Source: RefSeq, a predicted model, not a curated record